UCCUAAAAGAAGCUAAAGACAGAGCAAGUCUCAAGGUUUUCGCACCAAAAAGAAGGGCUCUCUCUCUAUCUCUAUGUUCUGAUGUUCUCCCCCUUUUCCAAUUUUAGGGUUUUGAAAUGUGAAGGGACAAUGGAACACUCUGAAGAAAUCCCCGUUAACCAAGACACUUCCGACCAUCCCUCAAGCGAUACCCAGUUAGGGUUUCAGUAUCAGCCACCGUCUUCCUCUUCUUCUUCUAAUAACAAUGGUGAUCCCGAUCCUGAAACUUCUGAUCUCGGUCAUGGGGCGGUCGAGAAGGAGAAGGAAGAGGAGGUAAGCGGAGCUUCUAUUCAUCAGGAGCUUGCGAGGUUGGAAUUGAAGGAGAACGAGGAAGAGCCGGUUCUGAAACCGGAUUUGGAGGAGAAGAAAGAAGCAAAAAAAGAAGAAGAAAAAGAAGAAGAGAAGGAUGAGGAAAAGGUUGUUGACAGGGCUUUGAGUGGAGAAGAAAUGGGGAGCCGGAAUGGAAGUGACGAUGGAAAUGAGAAUGUGAAUGAGGAUGGGUAUGGGAAUGGGAGUGAGAACGAGAAUGAAAAUGAGGAUGAGGAUGAAGACGAAGAUGAGGAUAGGAAGAGAGAAGUAGAAGAGAACGAUGAUGAAGAUGGUGGAGUGGGAGAGAAUAAGAGUGGAAAUGAGACUGAAAAUGGCAGUGAAGUAAAUAAUGGUAGCGGUGAGAUGGAUAAGAAGAACGGGUAUGGUGGUGGUAUUCGAAAGUAUCAGUAUCCAGUGAGGCCUGAAGCUGAAGAUUGCUCAUUUUACCUCAAGACUGGAACGUGUAAGUUUGGAUCCAAUUGCAAGUUUAAUCACCCAGUUAGAAAAAGAAGCAAUCAGGGUGCUAAGGAGAAAGUAAAAGAAAGGGAAGAGUCCACGGAAAAUCCUGGGCAGUCAGAAUGCAAGUAUUAUUUGAGGUCAGGGGGAUGUAAAUUUGGAAAAGCGUGUAAAUAUAACCACACUAGAGGAAAGACUUCCGCAGCACCAUUAGCACCAGUUCUAGAGUUUAACUUUGUUGGUCUGCCAAUCCGAGUGGGUGAGAAAGAAUGUCCAUAUUACAUGCGAACUGGCUCCUGUAAGUAUGGAGGAAACUGCAGGUUUAAUCAUCCUGAUCCAACAGAUGCGGCAGGAAGUGACACUUCUGCAGGAUAUGGUAAUGGUAGACCUGUCUCUUUACAAGGUGCACGACAAUCAACUCUAGGAUCUUGGUCUUCACCAAGAUCUUUGAAUGAGACUGCUCCCUUUAUGCCAAUGAUGCUUUCCCCAACUCAAGGGGUUCCAUCACAAAAUCCAGAGUGGAAUGGGUAUCAGGCUCCUCCAGUUUAUCUACCGGAAAGGAACUUGCCUCCACCUCCUGCAUUUGUGAUGAACAACCCAGUGACUGAAACCAAUAUGUAUCAACACCAUCCACCCCAGAAAUUAAUUGAAGAAUAUCCAGAACGACCUGGCCAACCCGAAUGCACUUUCUUCUUAAAAACAGGGGAUUGUAAGUUUAAAUCCAAUUGCAAAUAUCACCAUCCAAAGAAGACUGCUAUGGGGGCACCCCCAUGCGCCCUUAGCGACAAGGGCCUGCCUUUGAGACCGGAUCAGAACAUCUGCACAUAUUACAGUCGCUAUGGAAUCUGCAAAUUCGGACCUGCUUGUAAGUAUGAUCAUCCAGUACAGGCAACUCCAACCAUGUCCGGUGUAGAAAAUCAACCUCCUCCUUACAGUAAUAUGGCAGGGGAAGGAGCUGGAAUAGCUAGGAGAAGCAGAAGUGAGACUCAAAUUCAGCAGUUGGUUUAGUUUAGUUCUGCAUGAAAUGUCUGCUAGAUUUUAGCAUUGGCGGCGGGAAGGGGUUGUAGUUUCUUUUCUCAUGAAUUUACUUAAUAAACCUUUUUUUUUUCUCUUUUUUCCUGGGCCUAACUGGCAACUGCCAUUUCAGGGAAUGGCAUUUUCACUUAAAGAUUAUCUAGUAUUAAUUUACCAAAAUCCUACUAAAACAGUUAUGUAAAUUAUGUGUUAUUCAUGUCAGCUUACCAACGAAUAUAAAUGGAAUGCAAUUGAGACAUUUUCUA
Humulus lupulus (European hop) is the source of this 2084-nucleotide messenger RNA. Its product is annotated as zinc finger CCCH domain-containing protein 43. The transcript has 6 exons. Bases 82 to 1812 code for a protein of 576 amino acids. The record is from RefSeq and is a predicted model, not a curated record. NCBI's taxonomy places the organism in Eukaryota, Viridiplantae, Streptophyta, Magnoliopsida, Rosales, Cannabaceae. Gene Ontology annotation, molecular function: mRNA binding; metal ion binding.